Messenger RNA from Periconia digitata, 1881 nucleotides. NCBI's taxonomy places the organism in Eukaryota, Fungi, Ascomycota, Dothideomycetes, Pleosporales, Periconiaceae. The record is from the annotation of a GenBank genome assembly.
UCUGGACACACCAUGUCGGAGAGAGGAAAAUCCAGUCGCGGUCGCGGCGCGGGUCGUGGACGAGGACGUGGCCGUGGAGGGACAAUGACGUGGGAAUAUGAGGUUUACAAACCCGACGAGAACGUCUACAAUUCCUUAUACCACAUCCGAAGAGCUCCGCCCACCGUCGUACACACCUUAUCGAGCGACUGUCCUAUCCCGAACGCACAAUCACGAAUCCUAAGGCGCGGCCAAACCGACGAUGGAUACCGCCGGCACUACUAUGUUGUGGAGGUCAGGCACAACGUGUCAAGCAGUAAUGCGCGCAAAGGAGAAGAAGAUGAGGUGGAAGUAUUGGAGGUGCUUGUCGACCAAAUCGACCAAUACGUGUCACCCCGUGAACUAGAGCGAUAUGAAAAUGGGGAAUCUCGCGCUGAAACGCAGGCAGAAGCUGCUGUACGGCGUGCUGAGGCUGAGGAACAAAAGCGGCGGCGGCUUGAGAAGAACGCGCGCGCGUCUGGAAAAGGCAGAGGCCGCGGGGGCAGGAUCUUGCAAGGAAUCGGCGUGGAUCCCGGCGAUGAAUCGCAAAGUAGCACAAGAGGACACCGUGGUAGGGGACGACCCAGAGGCCGGGCCAGCAGGCGCGGAAGAGGAGGUUUUGCAACACCUGUACAAAUCGCUGCGGAAGAGGAGAUUGAGGCUGUUGAUCCUGUGACUCCUGUUGAUGACGAAAUGAGCGAGAAUGAGGCCGAUAUUAUCCAACGCACCAUCGCAGAAUCCGAGGAGGAAUCACUAGAAAACGACCCCGCGAAGCUGGCGUCACCCGACCUUGCGCGUUCAUCUUUCGUCGCCAACAGCGCCCUGCCUGUCUCCCCAGUUGCGCCCCAUCAUAAUUCCAGGCCAGUGGAGGCUAUGCGAGAGAUGUUGGACGAGGAUGCACUGUCAGACAAUCGGCCUCGGUCCAUGUCAAGCGCGGCUGAGCAGUUGCAUUUUGAGAGGCGCGAACGGCGUCAACUAACACACGAAGAUGAGCACGUCAUUCCGGAUCGGGAUUAUCAUCGGGGUCAUCUUGCGAAGAAGCAGAGAACCGGCAGCGCUACAUCCUCUCGUCCAGCUCCUCCAUCCGCCUACAAGAAGACUGCGGUUCCAGCGCGUUCCAACUCCAGGAUUGAAAUUUCUCGACAUGCGCCCGCCAGCAAGGAGGAUCCUCGUCGUCGCCGUCCCGCCAUGCCCACGAAGAGCAAGGUACAAGUCGUUGAAUCGUCAGAGUCUUCCAGUGAAUCAGAUUCUGAGUCGGAAUCUAGCGAAUCCUCUCAAGACGUCAUCACAGUGCAUGUGCCAGCACGUAAACCGAAGCACAGGCCCACUCGGGGUGGAAGAACUCCUUCUGGUCCGGCACGCGACUCACAGUAUGGAGGUAGCAGGGUUCCGUCCACACAUCGCUACAACAGCAGUCAGCCUGCACGCAGCUCCAAGAGCAGACAUAGCAGAGCUAUUUCGAUAUUCCACCAGUCUAAGCCAGAACGUUCGCGAGAUCUGUAUAAAUACAUGGAAAAUGACAUGGACGACGAGGAUGACGAUUACGAUGAUGAUGCAGAGCGAGGCGUGACCCUGGACCACCACGAGGAUGAGGAUGAGGAUGAGGAGGAAGAAAGCGCCAACGACAAUGUAGAUGAAGACGAUGACACCGACGAUGAUGAAGAUGAAGGCGCUGAAGAGUACGUCGUGGAGGAGAUUCUUGACCACAACUUUGAGAGCGGCCUGAAAUAUUACCUGGUCAAAUGGCAGGGGUACGAGAACAGCGAUUGGCUGGAGGAAAAGGAUUUGGGAGGCGCAAAGGAGGUCCUGGUUGACUAUAAAAGGAGGAUUGCUAUCAGGAAGGGCAAACAGCCUAUGCGUUGA